AUGCAACUCCUACCAAUUCGCAUCAUUCAUCACGCUCCCAUCGCUCUGAGCGAUGGGACCGUACUCUCUGCCAUGAUAUGGCUACCGGAAAACGCAGAGUCCAAUCCGGUCCCUGCCAUUCUGGAGUACCUGCCAUAUCGUAAACGUGAUAUGACAGCUGAGCGCGAUGCGACAAACAUGCCCUACGUCGCAGGCCGCGGCUAUGCCUGCGUGCGCGUGGACAUGCGCGGCACAGGCGACUCUCAAGGCUUGAUCUUGGGCGAGUACUUGAAACAAGAGCAGGACGAUGCGCUUGAAGUCUUGCAGUGGCUCGCGGCACAGAAAUGGUGCACUGGCUCUUGCGGAAUGAUCGGUAUAUCUUGGGGCGGCUUCAAUUCGCUGCAGGUUGCUGCACGGAGGCCGAAAGAAUUGAAGGCCAUUGUUUCUAUUGCAUCGACCGAUGACCGAUACAACGACGAUAUUCACUUUAUGGGCGGUUGCAUGCUCACGGAGAAUUUCACCUGGGCGGCUUCAAUGUUCGCGAUUAAUUCUUGCCCACCUGAUCCAGCAGUCGUGGGAGACCAAUGGCGAGACCUUUGGCUACAACGCCUCGAAUCUGGAGGCUUCUUUGCAAAGGAGUGGCAUGAGAACCAAAGGCGGAACGAUUUCUGGAAGCAUGGUUCCAUCAACGAAGAUUACAGUUCUAUCGAGGCCGCAACUUACUUAGUGAGUGGGUGGCAAGACCCGUAUACCAAUACAGUCUUCAGGAUGCUGGAGAACCUAAAGUGCCCCAAGAAAGGGCUCGUGGGUCCUUGGGGUCACAAAUACCCCAAUUUUGCGAAGCCUGGCCCACAAAUUGGCUUCUUGCAAGAGACAGUCCGUUGGUGGGACAAAUGGCUGAAGGGUAUCGACGAAACGGGUAUUAUGGAUGAGCCCCAGCUUCGAUGUUACCUGCAAGAUCCCGCUCCACCGGCCCCUCACGACAAGUUCCGUCCUGGUCAUUGGGUUGCAGAAAACAAAUGGGCCGACGACAAGGCACUUACACGCCGGAUGGGUCUUUCUCCAGGGCGCUUGACCGACGAAACCUCCACCAGUUCUGAGAAGAUCGGAAUCUGUUCCCCGCAAACCCUUGGGUUCGCUGGAGGAAGAUGGUUAAUCUUCGGCGUCGAGGGCGAGGGCCCAUCCGAUCAGCGCCUGGAAGCCGGCGGUAGCCUCGUAUUUGACACUCAGCCACUCAAAGAGCCUCUUGAUCUGCUCGGGGCUGCUGUUCUGAACGUUCGUAUCGCAAGCGACAAGCCCGAUGCCCUGAUAGCCGCAACGCUAUCAGAAGUGCUACCCAACGGCGCAGCAACUCGCGUAUCUUACGGUCUACUUAACCUCACUCACCGUGACAGCCAUGAAGAUCUGAAGGCCCUCGAGCCAGGAAAUUUCUACGACGUAGAAUUGAAAUUGAAUCACUUCGGACAGCGCCUAGGGGUGGGCAGUCGCCUUCGUCUGGCACUAUCUUCUACGUACUUUCCCAUAGUCUGGCCGUCCCCUGAGGCUACCACCCUUACAAUCGAUACUGGAUCCAGUCACAUCGACCUGCCGGUACGAACCGACGACUCUCAAGACUCUAAGCUUAAGCCGUUUGGACCGGCGAUCAACGGCUCUCUCAAAAAGACUCAGCUACGCCCUGCCGAUCACAAGAACUACGUCAAGCAAGACUGGGAUACCGGACGCACAGAGCUUGUUGUGGACUGGGAUGAUGGAAAGUGGGAAGUGGAUGCGACUGGAUGGCGUUUUGGGUGGACGACACCGAUGGUCAUGGGGGUUCACCCUGCCGAUCCACUGUCUGCUGAAGUCUACCAGGGCUUCGAUAGAGAGUUUGAACGUGGCGACAUCAAAGUCAGCUUCAAGGGGUGGACAAAGAUGAGGGCGACAACUACGGAGUGGAUUAUGACUGCACGGAUAGACGCAUGGGAAGGAGAGAAAGCGGUGUUUGGACGAGACUAUGAGUUCAAAGUUCCCCGCGAUCAUGUGUAG
This is a messenger RNA of Didymosphaeria variabile, 2004 nucleotides long. RefSeq lists its product as uncharacterized. Gene Ontology annotation, molecular function: dipeptidyl-peptidase activity. The transcript has a single exon. The coding region runs from base 1 to 2004 and encodes 667 amino acids. The record is from RefSeq and is a predicted model, not a curated record. NCBI's taxonomy places the organism in Eukaryota, Fungi, Ascomycota, Dothideomycetes, Pleosporales, Didymosphaeriaceae.